GAAAUUCUUUAUGAAAUUGAAAAUUGAAGUGUAAAGUGUGUAUAAUUGAUUUAUAAGGAAAUCAAUUUUUAUCAGUGGAAAAAAAUGAAUAUUUUAAAAUAAGAGACAGAGAGAGAGAGAGAUAUGCCAGGUGUGUAUAUGUAUAUGGAGCAGAGAAUUAGUGAGAAUUGUUGCAUCGUUGCCGAUUAAUUGCGCAUUGCUAUUUUCAGAGUGAAUCACCUUGAGCCAUUGGUAUAUGAGCAUAAGGAAAAAGUUGUCAACUGUCUCUUUUUAUUUUAAUCUUUGAUUCCAAACAUUUUCUGUCAAUUCUUCAGUUUCAAAUCAAAGCAAAAAAAAAAAGAUAAAAGUGACAUUCAAAAUUUGCCCGUUUGACAUAAAAAUCAAAAAAUAGUUUCGAAUUCAAAGAUUUUCUCCAAAAAAAGUGAUGUGUUUUCAAUAACAAUAAUUACAUCUCCAUCGAGUGUAUUGCUUAUUUUUGACAGAUUUCUAUUCACAAUAAUUAAAGAAAACAAAAAAUGCCAAACGGAGGGCGAAGGGUCGAGCAUAGAAAAAUGAUUUCGAGUAAAUUGAGACAAAAAGCAGAGGUCAUGGAGGAGAAGAAACAAAAUCGACGUCCUUUACCGAGACCAAAUGAAACUGAGGAGGAGGCGGUGAUUCGUCGAUUUCACGACGCCCAAAGAAUGGCACGAUUUCGUGCGAGAAGAAAAAAGGCCCUCGAGGAAUCACGAGCUUUUCGAGAAGAUCAAUUAACGAAAUUAGGACUAAUAACCGAACUUAAGAAACGAAAUAUUCUAUUUCAAGUCCUGAGUACUGUGAAACCUUCGAUUCCUGACAAUUUUCUACCUCAAGACGAUGAAACAGAUACUGUAACAAUAUUUCCCCUGAAUAGUGACUCAAAAUAUUCUCAAUUGCUCUCAGUUAUACAAGAAAUUGGCAAAGACAUUAAAUUAACAUACGCGGGAAGUCGUAAUUCGAUGGAAAAAUUGAAAAACGAAAUUCUUCACGCGAGACAUUUGGUAAAAGACUGCUUGUUGGAAACUGAAGCAAAAUAUUCGCCUGGAUAUGAAUUUUCAUAAAGUAAUUAAUUUAAUAUCUUAAUUUAAUUAACAUCUUAAUUCGAAUAAACAUUUUUAAUUUUAUC
Molecule: messenger RNA, 1141 nt
Organism: Leptopilina heterotoma
Lineage: Eukaryota; Metazoa; Arthropoda; Insecta; Hymenoptera; Figitidae
Exons: 2
Coding region: 516-1076 (186 amino acids)
Cellular component (GO): nucleus; cytoplasm
Source: RefSeq, a predicted model, not a curated record